Molecule: messenger RNA, 1183 nt
Organism: Neoarius graeffei (lesser salmon catfish)
Lineage: Eukaryota; Metazoa; Chordata; Actinopteri; Siluriformes; Ariidae
Gene: sox1a
Product: SRY-box transcription factor 1a
Exons: 2
Coding region: 285-1139 (284 amino acids)
Biological process (GO): regulation of DNA-templated transcription; anatomical structure morphogenesis; cell differentiation
Molecular function (GO): DNA-binding transcription factor activity, RNA polymerase II-specific; RNA polymerase II cis-regulatory region sequence-specific DNA binding
Source: RefSeq, a predicted model, not a curated record
AGUAGCUCCAAUGCGCUUUCAAUUAACGUGGAUGUAAAACCGCUGUUGGGGACAAGACAAAACAGACUGCAGGAAGAUAUAUUAUAUAUUAACAACAACAACAACAACAACAACAACAACAACAACAAAACACCAGAACUUCAAACUCACAGCCACUGUUCGGAUUAAAUUCCACUUCAUUCCGGAGUUCUCCUUGCCUUACUUGUGCUGCACCUGCUCCGGCGGACCAGCGCCGAAAGUUAAUGCUUUUUUGUACUGGUCGAGAAGUCUUUAAAACCACGUGAAUGUAUAGCAUGAUGAUGGAGACGGACUUACACUCCCCGGGACCCCAGACCAAUACAAACCCGGGGCAGACAGGUCCGAAUACGGGGAACAAAGCCAACCAAGAGCGCGUCAAACGCCCUAUGAAUGCUUUUAUGGUGUGGUCCCGCGGUCAGCGCCGGAAAAUGGCUCAGGAAAACCCGAAAAUGCACAACUCUGAGAUCAGCAAGAGACUCGGCGCAGAGUGGAAGGUGAUGUCAGAAGCUGAAAAGCGGCCCUUUAUUGACGAGGCAAAAAGGCUUCGCGCCAUGCACAUGAAAGAGCAUCCGGAUUACAAAUACCGACCGAGGCGCAAAACCAAGACGCUGCUUAAAAAGGACAAGUACUCUCUGGCUGGCGGUCUGCUCGGCGGAGCGGCCACGGGCGCUGGAGUUGGCCUCGGGGUGGGCAUGAGCGCAGCCGGAGUAGGCCAGAGGUUAGAAAGUCCCGGGGGUCACGGAGGCUCAGGCGGCGCCGGUUACUCGCACAUGAACGGUUGGGCAAACGGCGCGUAUUCGGGCCAAGUGGCUGCCGCCGCUGCUGCUGCCGCUAUGAUGCAGGAGGCGCAGCUCGCCUACGGGCAGCAUCCAGGCAGCGGGGCACACCAUCACCACCACCCCCAUGCCCACCACCAUCAUCCGCACAACCCGCAGCCAAUGCACCGCUACGACAUGAGUGCUCUGCAGUACAGCCCCAUAUCCAGUUCACAGAGUUACAUGAGCGCGUCGCCGCCUGGCUAUGGAGGAAUUUCCUACUCGCAGCACCAAAACGCGGGUGUUGCGUCGUCGGCCGCCAUCGGCACACUGAGCUCUUUGGUCAAGUCCGAGCCGAACGGGUGAUUGUGAGAGACUCUGCAGGAAUUUGGCAGGCCCGGGGUUUGGAG